Molecule: messenger RNA, 2778 nt
Organism: Pocillopora verrucosa
Lineage: Eukaryota; Metazoa; Cnidaria; Anthozoa; Scleractinia; Pocilloporidae
Product: bone morphogenetic protein receptor type-2-like
Biological process (GO): protein phosphorylation; cellular response to growth factor stimulus; BMP signaling pathway
Cellular component (GO): plasma membrane; signaling receptor complex
Molecular function (GO): ATP binding; transforming growth factor beta receptor activity; metal ion binding
Source: RefSeq, a predicted model, not a curated record
AUGCAGCUAAAUAUUCGCUGUUGGGAGGUAGACUGUAUUUACUACACCAUCGUUGAUUCCAAGGAAAUAUUUAUCAUUCGAAGCGUUGUCUUGUUGAUUCUUCAUGCCAAAUGUACAGCUGUUUUUUCAAGAAAGUUUGGUAAAGAUCGUUUGUUGAGAUGGAAGAUUCCUGUCUCCUAUUCCUGCUCGUUAUUACAUCCUUGAUGUGUGUGAACCAAGGUUCUUGUGAGGGUGGAAAAGGUGUAACAUGUGAAUCAUACCACCCAGAAAAGGGCAUUUUGAAUGGAAAUGAAACCUGUGAUACUGCAGAGUAUUCCUGCUUCGUUCUGUGGAAAGACAAUGUCAAUGAAAGAAAUGAAACAUUUUACAUAGUUUUGAAGAAAGGGUGUUUUCAAGUGUCUGUUAAUGAGGCUUUUAGAGACUGUAAAGAUGAUUGUAUUCAAAAUCCAAAUUAUGAUGCCUUCAGAAGUCAUAAUGUCUCUGGGUUUUGUUGCUGCAACAUCCACAUGUGUAACAGGAAUUUCACUCCUGUUUAUUAUACCGAGUCAACAACAACGACGGCAACAACAGACAUGUCAACAGCUUCUGCUGGGGAUAGAUCAGACAGGGUUGCCAUUGUGGUGGCAUGUGUUAUGUUUGUUGUUCUGGCUGUAUGCAUGACAGUGGGUGUUAUCUACGCAUACAAGUCUAAAUGCUUUAAAAGUAAAUAUGAUCCAGCUGACCCCGAAGAGAAGGAACCUCCUGGACCUGAACUUGACAUCAGUGGUUUGCACUUUGAACAAAUGGUUGGACAAGGGCGCUAUGGGUCGGUGUGGAGAUGUUACCUUAAAGGGGAAGUAGUGGCUGUCAAAGUAUUUCCGCCAGGGCACAGGGGCACGUGGGAGUCUGAACGGGAGGUGUAUGAAGGACAGUUAUCACAUCCAAGUAUCUUAAGGUUCUAUUUUGCAACUCAAAGGCAGCAAAGUUAUGGACCAGAAUAUUUGCUUGUGACUGAAUACCACAGUAAAGGUUCCCUGUUGCAGUAUCUAAAGUGUAACACUGUGACCUGGCAAGAAAUGUGCAGUCUUGGCCAUUCACUGUCAUCUGGGCUGGCUUACUUACACAAUGAUGAUAACAAUGAAGGUAAACCAUGUUUUGUUCACCGUGAUAUAAGCAGUAAGAACAUACUGGUCAGUCCAAACAUCACUUGUGUACUGUCGGACUUUGGUUUUGCCAUGAAAAUGCCAGAAAUUGGAGCUACUAAAGGAAGUGAUGACAUAAUCACAGAGGUUGGAACACUUCGUUAUAUGGCUCCUGAAGUUUUAGAUGGAGCUGUCAACUUAAGGGAGUGUGAGGCAUCAUUGAAAGAAAUCGAUGUUUAUGCCAUGUCAAUUGUGCUCUGGGAAGUAGGAAUGAGAUGGUCUGACAUUUAUGGAAAUGAGCCUGUGCCAGACUUCAGGCCACCAUUUGAAGCUGAGCUGGGCUCAUCCAUCACAAGUGAAGACAUCCAGGAUUAUGUUGCCAGGCAGAAGAAGAGGCCAGGGUUUCCAGAUGUGUGGAAACAUAAUCAUCCAGGUCUAAGAACAUUGAAGGAAACUAUAGAAGAUUGUUGGGAUCAAGAUGGAGAUGCCAGACUCUCUGCACUGUGUGUGAAGGAACGUUUCUCAGAACUGUUAAAGGACUACCCAGACGGUCUUGUCGUCUCAUCAAGUGGUAACCCUGUGCAGAAGAUUCUCCAAAACUACCCCACAUCACACUCACAGAGCUUGUCAAGUGUCAAUGGUCCUGUGUCUAAUGCCCCACCUAUUAUAGCCACUUAUCCAUGGGUGGAUAAAUCCUCAAGCAACAGUAUGACCAUGACUACUGUAUGAAUGUCAACUUUAAAUACUUUGGCAAAACACACUCUCUGUUUAUCAGUGAGAAUGUGUACUGGAAUUGGACUUCUCUAGAAAAGUUAGACCUAUCAUGCAAUUGCUAUCAGUUCAUGGUUACAUUGGGAGCCUGGAUUUUGUUUAGGAAAGAAAAUCAACUCUAAUGGCUGCCAACAUUUAGUCUUUGUACCUGGGUAACCAUGAAUACAGAGUGACCAUAACGACAAAGAGUUUUCAGCCUAAACUUUACAACUAUAGUAUGCCAAUGGAAACCCUGGAUUAAGCAGGUGUUUAAAUAAGUUGGUCACUGGCAGUCCAUUGCCGUCUUCAAGACAGCUGUCUGUCUAUGCUUCAAGCAGGUUCUCAUGUUUGGAUUUUGUCUUAUGGCAUACCCACCUAUUACACAACUGCCAGCUACUUAUGGAAAAAGUUAUUGAAACCACUGGAAAAAAGAUUGAUUUGAAUUGGCUUGCUUUAUAUGUCUUUCCUGUUUUUCUUCAGUAGACAAUGCUGUCCUGAUUUGGGCUAGCCUAUUUGUUCAUAGAAGGUAUUAUCUGGAAGGUUUUGUCCUUGAUAGUGGUGACCAGAAGUGCCACAAAAUUUAGACAAUGCUACAUUAUUAUAACUGUAGUUAAAAAAAUGUUUCUUUGAAUUUUGUAUGUGUCACAUGGUCAGUGUACUGAAGCCAUAAUAACAGUGUACAGCAAGGGGCAGCUGAAAGUUAACAUUAGAUAAUAAAUCUUUGGGAAGAGACAAGUACAUGUUUGUUUAAAUAAAAUAUUAAAGAUGAUGAUUUUGAGCUAAUUUGAAGAUAAGAGAAAGAUAUUCUUCACUUUUCUCAAAUGAGGGAGAACUUAAUACAUAACAUAACAAUUUUACUUGAAUACAGUAAGCUUAUUCAGGGAAUAAAACUUUUAUAUACAAAUGA